AUGGCCAUCACUACAACUGAGACCGCUGUGGAAAACGUUGAGCUCACCGAUUUAGCUCAGGGGAGCAGCCAUGAGGAGACUGGCCCUCGUGAGACGCAGCCUGAGGAAGGGCCAAAUGAAAGUCUUAGCAAGUUGGCUUACUUGAGGCUUAUUUCCGCCUCCUUUUCAUUUUUCGUGGCUGGCACAAACGAUGGCAGCAUUGGAGCUUUAAUACCCUAUAUUAUCCGUGAUCACAAUAUCAGCACGGCAAUUGUAUCCAGCGUAUAUGGCGCCAACUUCUUUGGCUGGCUCUUUGCAGCAUUUGCCAACACGCAUCUCUGCCAGUAUCUCAACCUAGGCGCGAUGCUUGCCCUGGGGGCGUUGUUCCAAAUCAUCGCCCAUGCUCUCAGAUCGUGGGACCCUCCGUUUGGGCUUUUCGUCGUUACUUUUUGGCUUGUGAGCAUCGGGCAGGCUUUCCAAGAUACACACGCAAACUCAUAUGCUGCCGGCGUCAAAUCUUCUCACCGGUGGUUGGCAUUCAUUCAUGCCAUGUAUGCAGCUGGCUGCUUAGUUGGGCCGUUCGUCUCUACUGCCGUCGCGUCAUCUGGCCAAGUUUCUAGGUGGUACUUGUAUUACACGUUUCCGUUGGGCUUAGGUGUUAUCAAUCUUGUCUUGACUUGCAUUGCGUUUCGAGACACUCUUGGAUUUGUACGCAAGACUGCCGCAAGAGACAAUCACGAGGACCCAGACGGUGAUCAAAACGCUGAAGCAACAUCCCGAAACAAGAAUGCGACUCAGCUCAUCAAAAAGACUCUCAGCACGCCGAGCGUGUGGCUGCUGAGCCUCUUCUUCUUCUUCUACCUCGGCUCAACCCUCACGGCCAGCGGUUGGGUUGUCGAGUACCUGGUAAAGGCGAGAGGGGGAGACGUCUCUAAAAUGGGCUUCGUCCCUGCUGGAUUCAGCGGCGGCGCGCUGCUUGGACGGCUGCUGCUGGCAGAGCCGACGCAUCGCUAUGGCGAGCGCCGAAUGAUAUUCGGUUAUAUCAUUGCAGCGCUUGUCUUUCAACUAAUCUUCUGGUUGGUACCAAACAUUAUUGCAGCUUCCAUCGCAGUCAGCUUCAUAGGGCUUUUUACUGGUCCUUUGUUUGCCACGGGUAUAAAUCUCGGAAGCAAAUUGUUCUCAGAAGACAUCCGGAGCACAGCCCUGCCAUUGGUCUUCGUUUUCGCUCAAAUGGGCGGCUCUACGUUCCCAAUAAUAACCGGGGUUGUAUCUGCCAAUGCCGGCGUCAAGGUGCUGCAGCCCAUCUUGGUUGCUUUGCUUGCCACUACAGCCGUAACGUGGCUGUUGGUUCCAUCACCAAAGGCAACGCCAAAUGCCGCCCUGCAUCAAGAGUGA
Trichoderma gamsii is the source of this 1374-nucleotide messenger RNA. RefSeq lists its product as hypothetical. Gene Ontology annotation, cellular component: membrane. The record is from RefSeq and is a predicted model, not a curated record. The transcript has 4 exons. Gene Ontology annotation, biological process: transmembrane transport. NCBI's taxonomy places the organism in Eukaryota, Fungi, Ascomycota, Sordariomycetes, Hypocreales, Hypocreaceae. The coding region runs from base 1 to 1374 and encodes 457 amino acids. Gene Ontology annotation, molecular function: transmembrane transporter activity.